Molecule: messenger RNA, 1560 nt
Organism: Tachyglossus aculeatus (Australian echidna)
Lineage: Eukaryota; Metazoa; Chordata; Mammalia; Monotremata; Tachyglossidae
Exons: 4
Coding region: 1-1560 (519 amino acids)
Source: RefSeq, a predicted model, not a curated record
AUGUGGGACAUCCUGGAAGCUCUCCUGUUCCCAAUCCUUGCCAUACUAUGGGGUCUUCAGUGGCCUCUCCCCGACGAGGGAUUCAUCAUCAUCUUCCUGGUACUGCUUCUCUGGGAGAGCCAGUGGGGCCACCUGGAAUUGAUGAUGAAGAAAGAAAAAAACAAUGAUGUGCGUGAUCCCAAUUCCCAGCUGGAGGAUGCACCGGAUGAAGUGUGGAAGAUGUUGGAGAUUUGCGACCAAAAUCUAAAAGAUAUUCUGCAUCUCCUAAAAAGGUGUGACAUGGACACAGUCUCUGAGGAAACGGAUUGCACCAUCUGCUGGUGCCUCAAUCAAAAAGCCCAGGGUGUGUUAAUGGAGGACAGCACUUCCUGCUCCACACAGUCACCGCUCCCUGCUGGCAAGAAGAUAGUGACUCUCCCCAGUCCAUCUUUACAUGGAGGCCUGGACUCAAGAACUCACCUUCCCUGGAAGACCGGCUCAAACCUCACCUCAAACAAAGGGGUCCGUGAUACAGGGGCCCUACCUCUGCAAAAGAACAAAGGGCCUCAACUACCUCAGCUGGAGGAGAAGUUUCAACAGCUGCAGGAGCCAGGCUUCCCACUCUCGGGCCCAGCGGACUCAGCGGACCCACCAGAGAAAGUCCUCCGGGUCGUGGAGCCGACACCGUCUGAGAGUUGGAUCGAUCUUGAGGCUUCGCCUUCCAAGAUCUUGCACCCCUAUUGGGCCCCUCUCCUCAUCCCCAAUAGCCACGGCGUCCCGGGGCCCCGGCACAGAGGAGCACUCGGGUCAAACCACUGCCACAUGCCCAGUUCUCUAGAAGAGAGGAGGGAGAGAGUUGGUGCCAACAUUCCCGGAUGGGAAUUACCCGAGAGCCCUAGUCUUGAGGGCCAGAAGAAGUUCGAGCCCAAGACGGGAGAGCGAGUGGCCCUCAAACCCGAUGCAGAGGCCCGUUCUCUUGGCAAAGAGAGCUCUGGGCAUACUGCGGUGCUUCCACCCACUGGGAACUCGGGCCACAGGGUGUCGGUCGUCACGGACCACGUCCCCAGUGUCUUCGGACCCGAUGGCGGCCACACCCCGAGGCUCCUGAAUGGGCGAGAGAAGGCCCCGGAGGAACGGGUGGCCCAACGGCCCCCACCACACAGGAACGGGGUGAUCAUCUCCCUGGUGUACAGUGGGAGGGACACCAGGGCCACCUGCCAACAGGCUCUUCCUCCAAAACUGGGCCCCCAAGCUCUCUCCAUCACCAGACAUUCGGCCCCUGCCUUGCCAAAGUCCUUGCCUCCACGUGCUUUUGAACCAAGACCCCAGAAAGCGUGGAGGGUCAUUAAGGAGCAUGACCAGAAGGCCCAGUCAUCCCCGGAGUUGAGCUGGAGCUCCAGACCACAGGAGCCCCGGGAAAAACUCACCAAUCUAGGUGGCCUGUCGGAGGAGUCCCUGAAGGCCCUGGAAUCAAUCGGCCUUAAUGCUGAAGCACACGACUUUCCUCUCUGGUCUCCCUUUAAUAUGUCACCUGAGUACACCCGGCCUAGCAUCUCCAACGGGGCCGACCCAGCCUACUGA